CACCAAGAAAGCUAGAUUGUCUUUAGGCUUUAUAUAGAGUACUUCAAGUGACUAGAAAUAUCAUGCUGUACUAGUUGCCGUAUUUUAAGCUAUGAAUGUGUAUGAUAAACGUGUAUGAGAUGUCAAUGUAAUUAAAUUCAGUGAGCUUUAUUGGCAGAUGGUUAAAGUAUUUACAGUAUUACCAAAGUGUUACGAAAUGUUAUGAAAUGUCUCCCUCUAGCGGUUUUAUCUGGCAUUGCAGUUGGGAUUUCAGGCGCAUGCGCAGUGUCGCUUGUUUGGCAGUAACGCUAAGUGAUGUGAUGGCUACAGAACAGGCCAGUUUGUCUUUGGGAUCUGUACAAUAAUAUUUGAGCUAAUACGGUGCAACUCCAGAAUGAAAUUAACUCGGAAACUUGUUCUCUCACGGGCCAAAGCGUCGGACCUUGAAAGCGUAAAAAAGUUGAAUUGCUGGGGCUGCAGCUUGACAGAUAUCUCAAUAUUCACUGAAAUUCCCAAUGUUGAAGUCUUAACAUUAAGUGCCAAUAAUAUCUCCUCUCUGGAGCACAUCGCCAACUGUCAGCAUCUGACCGAGCUCUACCUGAGGCGCAACGACAUCCAGAGUCUCUCAGAGCUGAGCCAUCUUAAAAACCUCACCUGUCUGAAAGUUCUGUGGCUGGCAGAGAACCCGUGCUGUGACGCAGACCCGGCGAAGUACCGCCUGACUGUGCUGAGGAACCUGCCUGGUCUGCAAAAACUAGACAACCAGGUUGUGACUGAAGAAGAGCUUGCACUUGCUUUGGAAGAAGGCGAGGAAGUGAUCACUCCUCCAGGUCCUGCCACAGCCAGUUCUACCAAUGGCCUCACAGAGGCAGACUCCGAGUACGACCCUCUCAAUUACAGUAUGGAGGAGACCAAUAAAAUCCAUGCUCAGUUGGGGAUGAAGCCAUUGCCUAGAGAUAAAUUUUCAUCUUCACGAGAAGCAGGGGCCUCCCUGAAGAAAAAGAGUCACACUCUGGAAGCUGUGCUGCUCCUGCUGAAGGACCUGGACACAGAAGAGCUGAAAACUGUUCAGUGUGCCACAGAGAACAAACUCAGAGCUCGCAGUAGACAGAAAGAGAAAAUACCAAUUGCUCAGCACUGAAUAAGAGCUAAUUACUACUGCAUGCAGAAUGACCAGCAACAGAAAAUAGCUUUUUGAUAUAAAAGAAUCCAGCUUGAUAUGUUUACAGACAUUGUUGCCAGACUAAAAAACUCCCUGCUCUGUAACAAAUACAAGACAGGUGACAAAUAAAUGGAAAAAUCAA
Pangasianodon hypophthalmus (striped catfish) is the source of this 1283-nucleotide messenger RNA. It is a transcript of the gene cfap410, whose product is annotated as cilia and flagella associated protein 410. The coding region runs from base 374 to 1120 and encodes 248 amino acids. Gene Ontology annotation, molecular function: protein binding. Gene Ontology annotation, cellular component: U4/U6 x U5 tri-snRNP complex. The transcript has 7 exons. Lineage: Eukaryota; Metazoa; Chordata; Actinopteri; Siluriformes; Pangasiidae. The record is from RefSeq and is a predicted model, not a curated record. Gene Ontology annotation, biological process: cytoskeleton organization; mRNA splicing, via spliceosome.